GUUGAAACCCUUUUAACCAGAGGGGUGGGGAGCCGGAGAAUAAAUCAGGGUUCAAACUAUAAUCAUAUUCAUGAAGAAGUACAAUUUAAAAAAAACAAGAAGGCGGCAACAGGCGAGUGAGUUCUUUGGAGCAGUGCAAGUCGGGAAUGUCAAGGUUGCCAAGGCUGUGUUGGAGAGAGAACCGAGUCUGUUGUACGAAACAACCGGAUGUCAUUCCUCUGCUCUUCAUAUUGCUGCUGGUAAUGGCCAGGUCGAGAUUUUGUCGAUGCUGUUGGAGCGACAUCUGAAUCCAGAUGUGGUGAAUCGAUACAAGCAAACUCCGUUUCUGUUUGCUGCAAUUUAUGGGAAGGUGUCCUGUUUGAAAAAGCUCAUUGAUUUCAGGGUAAAUAUUACAAUGUGUGAUACCCUUCAGGGGAGAAAUUGCUUGCAUUAUGCUGCCUAUUAUGGUCGCUCCGAUUGCCUUAGAGUGAUAUUGUCUGCUGCAAAGACUUGCCCUUUUGUCAAUUCGCAGCAUGGAUAUUCCGUGUUUGUGAAUAAAGCAGAUUAUGUGGGAGAGACCCCUUUGCACAUAGCAGCCUGUCGAAGGUGGCCUGAAUGUGUACGGAUCUUGUUAGACAAUGGUGCUCUUGUUUCUGCUUCAACUGGUGUAUACGGCUUGCCAGGGGACACUCCACUUCAUCUGGCAGCUAGAGAGGGGUCUCUGGAUUGCGUUGGGCAGUUGCUGGCAUGGGGUGCGGAUCGACUUCGACGAGAUGCGUCUGGGAGAACACCAUAUGAAGUAGCUUUAAAGCACUACCAUAAUGCAUGUGCAGCCUUGCUAAAUCCUUCAUCACCAGAGCCUCUAGUGUGGCCUGCACUUUUGAAGUUAACCUCCAGGGAGCUUGAUGAAGGUGCAAAGGCGCUAUUAAAACAGGCACUGAUGGAGGCUAACAGGGAAAGGGAAAAGAUUAUUUUGAAGGGAUUCGGUGGCUCACUUCCAUCAGCCUCACAUUCUAAUGGUUCCAAGAUAUUUGACACUAUUUAUGAGGCUAUCAGUGAUACAGAUGUAUGCUGCAUAUGCUUUGACAAGGUUUGCACCAUUCAAGUUCAGGAUUGUGGCCAUCAGAUGUGUGCACAAUGCACACUGGCCCUCUGUUGUCACAACAAACCCAACUCUACAAUUGCAUCUAUAACACACCCAAUAUGCCCCUUUUGCCGAGGAACCAUUGCUCAGUUAGUGAUGGCACCCAAGUUAAAAGAUGACCAUGAUGCUGAUAACAACACAAUCGGCACUAGAUCCUCAAAACUAAGAAACUCAAGUCAGGGGAAGCAGCAGCUUUAAGGGCUGAUCUGAAUUUUCCCAUGUGUACAUGCAUGCCUGGUUUAGAUUGCAGUGCUCUGAAUUUUCCCAUUUCUGAUGUAUAGCAUAAGAAAUCUCAUUGUUAGAU
This is a messenger RNA of Rubroshorea leprosula, 1427 nucleotides long. NCBI's taxonomy places the organism in Eukaryota, Viridiplantae, Streptophyta, Magnoliopsida, Malvales, Dipterocarpaceae. The record is from the annotation of a GenBank genome assembly.